This is a messenger RNA of Struthio camelus australis, 426 nucleotides long. The record is from RefSeq and is a predicted model, not a curated record. NCBI's taxonomy places the organism in Eukaryota, Metazoa, Chordata, Aves, Struthioniformes, Struthionidae.
CGUGCCAAUGCUGACCUGGGAGAGGGGAAGCCUGCGAGCCUUGCAGCUCCCGGCCCACCUGGAGGAUGCUGCAAGCAGAGGUUUUGCAGACCCGGAGCAACCUCUGUCAUCGCCUGGUGCUCUGGGUGCUUCAAGAAGGAGAUCCGACGACGCCGACCGACUCCUGCCAACUUAGUUCUAAGCAGCGACCAGUCAUCCCCAGAGAUCGAUGAGGACCGGCUCCCCAACCCCCUGCUGAAGUCGGGUCUGGCCAUGUCGCCCAGGCAGAGAAAGAAGGUCUCCCGCACCACCCCGACCAUGAAAGAGCUCCAGAUGAUGGUGGAGCAUCACCUGUGCAAGCAGGCACAGGGCGAGGAGGAGGACGAGGCGGCCGCAGGGAGCCAGGACCAGCACAGCCCCGGGCGCUGCCACCACGGUGACCCAGAG